Molecule: messenger RNA, 2523 nt
Organism: Gekko japonicus
Lineage: Eukaryota; Metazoa; Chordata; Lepidosauria; Squamata; Gekkonidae
Gene: ALAD
Product: aminolevulinate dehydratase
Exons: 12
Coding region: 116-1117 (333 amino acids)
Biological process (GO): heme biosynthetic process
Cellular component (GO): cytosol
Molecular function (GO): porphobilinogen synthase activity; zinc ion binding
Source: RefSeq, a predicted model, not a curated record
UGGGGGCUGCUGGGAAAAGGCUGGGGUUCUUCCCACGCGCGGACCUUCAUCUGUGCAUAAGGACGAGUUCCUAGUAGUGGAAUCUCUUCUACCAGAACCCUACUGGUGAGCACUUAUGAUGCAGCUAGAGUCUCUUUUGCACAGUGGCUACUUCCACCCUGUGCUGCGCUCGUGGCAGACGUCAGCCACUGCUUUUGACGCCACCAAUCUCAUCUACCCCAUCUUCGUUACAGACAGCCCUGAUGCCGUGGAGCCCAUUCCCAGUCUCCCUGGCCAGGCCCGGUAUGGAGUCAACAAGUUGGAGGAGAUGCUGCGCCCCCUGGUGGCUGAUGGGCUGAAGUGCGUUCUGAUUUUUGGUGUCCCGACGAAAGCAGCCAAGGAUGAAGGAGGCUCUGCAGCCGAUGCGAAGGACACACCGGCGAUCCAGGCUGUGAAGAUGAUCCGGUCUGAAUUCCCAGAGCUGCUGAUAGCCUGUGAUGUCUGCCUGUGCCCAUACACUUCCCAUGGGCAUUGUGGUAUCCUUCGGGAGGAUGGCACCCUCCAGAAUGAGGCCAGCUGCCAGAGACUGGCAGAGGUGGCACUGGCUUACGCCAAGGCAGGAUGCCAUAUUGUGGCCCCCUCGGAUAUGAUGGACGGACGUAUCCGUGCAAUAAAGGAGGCCCUGAUCUCCAAUGACAUGGGCAACAAGGUUUCGGUCAUGAGCUACAGUGCCAAGUUUGCUUCCUGCUUUUAUGGACCUUUUAGAGAUGCAGCCCUGUCCAAACCCGCCUUUGGAGACAGACGGUGCUACCAGCUUCCUCCAGGGGCUCGAGGAUUGGCUGUGCGAGCAGUGGACCGGGAUGUGCGAGAAGGAGCAGAUAUGCUAAUGGUAAAGCCAGGGAUGCCCUAUCUAGACCUUGUGCGGGAAGUCAAGGAUAAACACCCCGCCCACCCGUUGGCUGUUUAUCAUGUCUCAGGGGAGUUUGCCAUGCUGUGGCAUGGAGCACAAGCUGGGGCCUUUAACCUGAAGACUGCAGUUCUGGAGGCCAUGGCGGGAUUCAGACGAGCAGGGGCUGACAUCAUCAUUACAUACUAUGUGCCUCAGCUGCUGCAGUGGCUUAAAGAAGACCAGGCGUGAGGCAUGCGUCUCCCUCGUCCCUGUGAUGGGAGAGCAAGGAGGAGCUUGGAAGGGGGCUGGCAACAAGGGGGCAGGCACCAAAAGAAUUUUUGGGAGAUCAAGCACGGCCUUGGUGUGGGAACCCUCCUGCCUGCAGUGCCCCUUAGACACCAAAGGAAUAAUCCCUCCUAAAGGGCUGUUGUAUUCAAAUCCUGAGGCCCUUCCAUCCCGAGCUGGUGGUGCACCCUUCUCUUAAACCCAGGACUAUUUCCACAAAAUGUGUAUGUUUAAAAAUGCCACAAGCAAGGAAUAGUUAAGCUCUUUGCCCUACACAAAUCCUUGCCGCAUCAGUAGUAGAUUAAUUGGAAGUGUUGGUACAGCAGGAGUAGAUGCUCAUAAAGGUGCCAUUCAACUGUGAAGGCCGGACUGAGGCCUUGUGGGAAUAAGGCCAGCCCUUUCUCUGUGAUCCCCUAAUUCAAAAUCUAACUGGGAUAACCAGUGCUCCUUUAUUCCACAAACUACCACAAACAUGCCAAAACUGCAAAAGAGUGGCUGUAGGACUGACUAUAGAUGCUCACUGGUACCUUUAUGGUUGCCAGGCAUAUAGACUCAUCCUGUAUGUGAGGGAUGGGGUUAUUUUGAGAUUAUGGGCCAGAUUUUAGAUGGCUUCUGAUGUGACCACUACUUUUUCCCUGGUAGGUUUCCUAUGUUUUUAACCAGCAAUAUGAUUAGAAAUCUAGGGCAGUUUCUCUCACUGAAAUGGGCCUUUUUAUACACAACAGCUGGCCAAUAAAUGGACUAUGACUUGAUCAGUUAAUCACUAGUUAAAGUAGACUGCAGAAUUGGGGUGACUCGUAGUCCCGAUGAAGCCACUGGGGCCAGGCUAAGCUUGGCAGAUGAGCAACUGGUUUGAAGCUUAAGUGUAUUUGAGCGCACAAGCAUUUGCCCUUUAAUGUGUACUUUGACCACUAAUGAACUGCCCCCCCCCCAAUACAUUGUUUCCUUGGACAAUGAGAAUAUCACCUACACCUCCUACGGAGCCAGAGCCUUUCUUUGUAUCAUUUUAGAUUAAACUUUGGAGGGAAAGUAAAAAAUACUGAUAUUUUCUGGAAGUCGUGGCUUAUUUGGUUCUUACAGCAGCAUGCAGGAGGAAGGAGGGCUUUUAAGGAGGAUAUUGCUCUGCAUAUGGGCAGGCAAGGAGGAAGGCUACACUAGUAGUGGUAUGUGGGAGGAUGCUGAUAUAGCUGUGUAAAAUUCUUGUUUAUGGAGGGUGUAUUCUGCCUGUAGGAAAUUCUCAACUCCUGCUGGGCCAUCUGUGAUUUCACGAGUUGCUGUCCCCACACUUUCAAAUCUAUUUUCCCUCUGUCUAUGAAUUUUUUUAAAAAAUUAAAGUUCCCUGCCUUUCUGCCCUAAGGUUGCCAACCUCC